This is a messenger RNA of Apis mellifera (honey bee), 728 nucleotides long. RefSeq lists its product as uncharacterized. The transcript has 2 exons. The record is from RefSeq and is a predicted model, not a curated record. Lineage: Eukaryota; Metazoa; Arthropoda; Insecta; Hymenoptera; Apidae. Bases 185 to 514 code for a protein of 109 amino acids.
UUAGAUAAACAGUAACGUGUAAAAAAUGCACGAAUAUUUAUUUCUUUAUGUUUCAGUUUAGAAUUUCAGUGACUAACGUGACCAAUUAGAAGUCAGAAUUCAAGUAAUACCUGCAUCCCCACCAAAUAUAAGGGCUUCAGAACUUAACAAACUAGUCAGUGUAUAACAAGACUCGAAGAGUAGUAUGUCAGGUAUUUUUUGUAACACAUCUGAAAAUAUAGUUCAUUGUGAUAAAACAUAUCAUAACGUGGAUAUUAGAAGAAAAGCAUGUCUCAAUUGCAAAUUUAAUAAUUCAAAACAGGCAUGCUUUGGUUACAACUUAAGUAAUCCGAAUAAAAGGAUUCUAGUGUGGUUGAAAUACACUUUAUCAUGGAUUCAAAGAAAAGUUCCACUGCAAAUAUUAUAUUAUAGAAGAUACAGAUAUGUGUCAUCCAAGUUAUGUUUAUAUUGGAAAAUAUGGAUGAGAUAUGUAUCCUCCUGGGUCCUAAAAUUGGAAGAAAGAAAAAACGACUGAUGAGGAAACUUCGAUAAGAAUUUCAGAAAAGUUUUCGGUAAGCAUUUAGAAAGAAAAAUUUGAUUUUGGAAAUGAUUUUUUUUAGCGAGCAAUCUUUCAUAACCAGCAAAUAUAAUAAAAAAUAAAUUUAAAAAAAAUAAGAUUCCAAAGAUCAUGAGACCAAAACAUUCUAGAUAAGUUCAAUUCAUAUUAAAAAAUACAAUGGAACUAGAAU